GUUAUUUACUAGAUCGAGAGAGAGCGAGAGAGAACGUGCAGGUUUUCGCGAGAGGAAAAAAAAAGGUUAUCGGGUUCAAGCUAGUUUUCUCAUCCGAGUUCUUCGGCCAAAAUGUCGGCACAAGUUUCACGAUGUUUUACAAGUAAAUUCUCACGAAACCGAUUUUUAAACUAACUAACAAUCAUUCCUGAAAACAAGAUCAUGAAUUCCCUGGAUUCUGAACCACCAUUUAGUGGUUGUGGAUCAGAAGGAGGGGGCUUCUUACCCAUGGGGGACUGUAUGAUGGGGGGAGCCGACCCCCUUCUCAGCCAAGACCCUCACAGCGUUCACAACACUUAUAACAGCUUAGCAGAUGAGGAAGUGAGCAACGACUUUCCUGAAGAAGAAUUGAUGCCUUCCAGCAGUCUGUACAGUCUUUAUCUGUUGCAUCCCAACUCGGACUCGAAGACAUCGCCCAAACAGAACCAUGAUUUCAACCAGUGUGGAAGCAAGGAGAGUGAGCUCAGGUGCAGUACCAACGGUAGGGCCAGCGAUUCUGAGGAGAACAUUGAUGUGCUGUCAGUGGACAGUCAGAGUCAAUCGACGCCAAACAGCAACGGUCUUGACCAUGAUGCCCUGUUUGAGGGAAUGCCCUUCUAUGAGCUCAAGGGGAGAGAAGUCGGACCAUGUGCGUACUGCAUGAUGUGGCGGGCGAUUCGAUUCCUCUCCUACUGUGGCAACUACCCCUUCUGCAGUGUGGCUUGCACCAAGAAAUUUGCUGUUUACAAAAGAGAGAAGGGAGAGCUCCUGGAGAAGACUACUGGAGACCUUGGGACAAACCAACACCUCAAUAAGGUACCAACACUUUUCGAAGAACACAAACCGCAACCGUUGUUUCCUCCGCGAUUCAACAAUCACAAGCAUUCCAGGUCAUCUAGUGUCACUAACAGCAUUCCCAAUGGUCAGAUGACCAACGGUCAUAGCUCCGAGGUCUUCGAUUGGUCAGAUUAUCUCCAAGCCCAUGACACUGAGGCUGCUCCGGUCAAGUGUUUCUGUCACGCACCCAUGUCACAGGAUUGGAAAGGUAACCUGAUAGGGGCGAUGAUAGAAGUGCACAAUCGAGAUCCUGAGGAAUCGCCCAACAGCUUCUGGGUAGCUAGGGUUAUACAGAUGGCAGGUUACAAGGUGAGGUUAAGAUUUGAAGGUUACGGCAUGGACAGUAGUCAUGACUUCACCCUUCAUCUUCUUAUGGCUGAAUGUUACUCUGUUAAUGGUGCUGUCAAAGCAGGUCACAUCAUGAAACCACCAAAAGGUGUCCUAGCUCGGUUAGGUAACGGUUGGCAGGAGCAUCUAGCUAGAGUUGCCCAUGCAGGAAGUCCUACCAUUGUGCUCCCUCAAAACAAGGAUUACCUGAUAUGUAAAUUCAAAACGGGCAUGCAUCUCGAGGCCGUUUACAAACAGCAGAUCUCCCAUACCAUUGUUGCCACGGUGACGGAAACCGUGGCUAAUCGCAUCCAUGUGCAAUAUGACGACUGUAAAGACCUUAGCAAGGAUUUCUGGUUCCAUGAAACCUCCCCGUGGAUCCAUCCCGUCGGGUGGUCGCAACGGGUCGGUCAUCCGAUCAUCUCUACUGCUGCAUAUAAAUCUGAGGCAUUGGAUAAAGGAAGGAACCAGAAAGCUGGGGAGGAUGAUGCACCAUGGGAUUUAUUCAACAUGCCAUCGUCCAGAGAGGAGACGCAAUUCCGCAUCGGGAUGAAGCUGGAGGUGGUCGACCCGCUCCGUCUCGGCACGGUGUGUGUUGCCACGGUGAUGCAAGUCCUGCGGGAGGGCUACCUGAUGAUAGGUGUGGACGGUUGUCUGGAGGAUACCAACAGCUGGUUCUGUUGCCACAGUACCUCCCCUGCCCUUCUACCCGUCGGAUUCUGUGAAUAUCAUAACAUUGACCUGCAGCCUCCAAGAGGUUCUGAUAGCAAUUUUGACUGGGUAGAUUACUUACGGAUGACAGAAUCUGUAUCAGCACCCAUUGAAAUAUUUCAUCAGAAAACUGUCGACCGAGGUUUCAAGGUCGGUCACAAGCUGGAAGCGGUAGACCUGAUCGAGUCCGGCUUCAUCUGCGUUGCCACAGUAACCAAGGUGGCUGGGCCGUUGCUAAGGAUCCACUUUGAUGGAUGGGAUAGAUCGUUUGAUCAGUGGAUGGACUGUGACUCGCCAGACAUCUGCCCAGUAGGCUGGUGUGAAAUGGUGUCGUAUCCGCUACAACCUCCGAGAAUACAUGAGUCCCAGGACUACAUCAGCAUCACACCAGUAUGCAAACCAAUCUCAAGGAGAAAGCACUAUCCUAGCGCAGAAAAACGAAGGAUGUUUCUCACCCCAGCCUUGGAGAAGAUGAGUAGACACACAAGCGAUGAGGCUCAGAAGAUGAUGCCAUCUGUCUAUUCCUUCUCUGAUGAAGAGAGUAACCACGAGAGGACAAUCAUCCCGCCUCCACCAAAGAAACAGCUGAUCAAGAAACCGCAGAACCGCACCAACCUCAAGUUAAAGAUGUCCAAGACAACUUUGAAGCACAAUGGGAAAGGCAGGCCUUACGAGGCGGCAUCUCAUCACAAUUAUGCAUUGCCAUCGUCCCGAGAAGGUAACAGCAACGCGCCGGGUCAGCAGCCGCAGGACAAUAAGGCAGAACCUGAAAAGAGCGUGCCGCCAGAACAGACACUCGGUGUGAAGACAGGGAGUAUGUUGAAUGGAUUCUUAAAGUCCGAGAACAUGGAAAAGGGGGAGUUCAUUGUGGAGGUUGAGAAAGGAAUUGUGGGGAACCAUUCCAAAGCAGAUGCAUCUAUAUCCAGUCUUGAUUCGCCUCCGCUGUCUGCAGAUUCUUCGUCGGGCUCUAUUGGGGCUGGUGCGUCUCAUCAAUCGGAGCAGUCGGAAUCUAGAGGUGAUCCGGAAGGUCCUGGCAAGUUCACCAUGAGGAACUGGUCCCACGUAGAACACAAACAGUGCACAAAGAUGCUCUCUUCAAGGCCGUUCAAAGACUUUGGCAAAGAGAAAAAUGAUGAGUUUGGCAUCGAGACAUAUGACUUUGAAGAUGCAUCUAUGGCACCACCUGUUCUUAUACCUAGUGUCAACAAACAUGAAAAGAAGAAAAAGAAGAAGAAAAAGAAGAAAAACAAAAAGAAGAAAGAUAAAGAGAAAAACAAAGAUGAUGAGGAACCGGAAAAAGAGAAGCACAAGAAGGAAGGAAAGAAAAAGAAGUCAAAGUUAGAUAAAGAGCGUAAGAAGGAGAGGAGGAAAGAAAAGGAAAAGGCCAAAGCAAAGGCUAGUCAGCUAUCAACCCUGUUGAAUCUGCCUACGGAAUUGCCUUCGGUCAUGCAAACCGACAUGGCAAGUAAUGAGGAAAAUGUGCUUAAUCAUAUUCUGAAUGACAAAAGCACGCCCCCUGGCGGACUGGACUUGAACAGAAUGUCAAAGGUGAAAUUUAGUAUGAACACUGGAAGCAAUCCUGAAACAAGUAAAGAUACGUCAGUCAGUGAGGACAAUAGAACUGCAUCAGACAAAGUCUCUACAUUAGACAGGCUUUUGGCUAAAUCUGUGGAUGAAAGUGUGUCAGGACGAGUAGCUCCUUAUACUGUGUAUAGUCAAACCCUGAAAUCGGAUAGUUCGGCGUUGACAAGCUUGCCAGUUGGUUCCAGCACAAAACCUCUUGAAUCACAGGCAAAGGACAGUAAUACCAGUAGAGAAUCAAAGCCAAGUGUGGGAUUUUCAUCUUUUGCAAACAAGGAUAUUGGAAAGCCGAAUGUGCCAAAGACAAAUUCUUUCAUCGACAAGACCAAGUCUAGAGACCUUACCCUCAAAGAGCGGCUUUCUAAAGAACUACAAAGUCCCAGUGAUGAUCCGUACAACUUUGAAGCUGAGCUGAAUGAAGAAGUGCCUGUCAGACCUAUCAAAGAGAAAAAGGCUUCAGCAUCUAACUCACGGAAAGAUACUAUGAAAGGUAGCUCUGCGAAAAAUGGGACGGUAUUGAAGUCUGGGCCAGACACCGCGGCACUCUUGGCUUCACAAGCCCAGGUCCAGAAAAUAAUCAAGGAUGUGAACACGUCACUGGCAUCCCAAGAACAUUCAAAGCCAGUGACUGUUUCUAAAGAGCAGGUAGGAAAGAAAGGCCCCGCUUCUUUGCCAACAUCGCGCGGUGGAAGAACGCAGAUUUCGGAGGAAGAUGAACUGAAAUUGAAGCAGUUGCGCUCUCUCUUCCUGCAGCAGGAGAAGAUUAGUGACAUUCUGACAAAGCAGCAAGCCAAGAGGAAGAGACGAGUUAGCAGCGAGGAGCAGUCUGGGAUAGCGUUGAUGAAUGCACAGGGUAUAACCCAGGUAGGGUUCUUGAACUCGCUGGAUGGUAGUACCACUCCUAAUCUCCCAUCUCCUCAGCAGCAGGAGAUAAUCAGGAUGAUGAUGCAAGGUCAAACCCAGAGGUCGCAUAUUCCUCCAUCCAGUCUGCCUCUCGGCCCUGAUCUAGCAAGUCCUUCUCAGCUUAGCCCUUCAUCCAACCCUGGUGUAUUCACUGGAUUCAGACCAACUGGUAGAGAUCUGUGCAAUAUGGUCGCCCUGUCAAGACCACCAAAAGAAUUCUGUAUGCCAGUGAACGUCCGUUCCCCCUCCCCCACUGCCAUGAUGCAAGGCCUCACCCAUCCCCCUCGCAUGUCCCCAACAAGUAUACCUCUAUCCAGUCCUACUUCCAUGUCUCCUACGAUAAGCAGACCUCCACCAACAUACAGGGCCCACUUAUCUCAGGCAUUGCGAAAUAUGCCAAGAUCCCCUGUAGACCCAAGAUCAGACUUCUUGCCGUUCCCUCCGCAGCACCGCAUGCCAAUUGACUCCAGCUUUCCUAUGCCACACCCCCAUGCCAACGCCCCUCAACGUCUACCCCCGCUGCAAUCGCUGCUAAUGCAGCCACGGUACCCGCCCCCACCGCACCCAAAGAAGUCCGCCUACCCAGCCCAAGCCAAUCAUUCCCUGGGUUCGCCACAGAUGUCCGGAGUGCCCCCACCAACACAUAUCCUGGCACCUCCACCACCGUCGGUUCCACCUCCGCCGUACAACCUUCACCAGGCCAUGGUCAACCAGCAGUCUCCACUGCCGAGCCCUCUGGGUCGCCAGGCUCCCUCCUCCAGUACCAGUAGCCCACAGAUGAGCCCUGCCACACCUGGUGAACCUGCCCUCACCACAGAACAGCCAACCACACCGAACGUCAAGUCACCCGGUGAGAAGAUGCCGAAUCCUUGGACGUGGGGGAUUCCGGAGGUGGUUCAGUUCCUAGCUGAGACCGGGGAAGGCUCAUGUGCAGAAUGCUUUUGCAGACAGAACAUCAACGGUCAAAAACUGAUGUCUCUUACCAAGGAACAACUGGUCAAACUGACAGGAAUGAAGGUGGCGCCCUCGCUCAAGAUCUACGAGCAGAUUGUCAAGCUAAGGUCCAGAUUUCCCAUCGGUCCUUCCCCGCAGUCAGACUCCAUGUCCAGAUGAUAGUCAAGUACUAGAGACCCUCGUAUUGUCAUACAUGUACUCUCAGUUUUGUUUUUAGGAAGUUUUCUGAAGUGUUUCAUGAAGUAUCUUGCUAUUGAUUCGCACUCACUAAUUUGUUCUCAGCCAAUCGGAUGGAAGGAUUUCAGUAGCUUUUAACAGCUUGUUAGUGAAAAUCACUGAGGGUUUGUUUCAUGAAACAGCUUGUCAGUGGUUUUCACUGACUAAAUUGUCCUGAGCCAAAUUUUAUUUUUUGUCACAACCCUGGUUGGUAGGGUGGGGCAAUUUAGCUUUAAUAGUUUGACCCUCCUAUAUGCCUCCUACUCCUGGGCUGUGUCUUUUAAAGAGUUACGAUUGAUCCAAUCAAUCAGAGCUAUGGAAAGCCAGUUAAAGGGGAAUCCAGCCUUGGCC
Lytechinus variegatus (green sea urchin) is the source of this 5898-nucleotide messenger RNA. RefSeq lists its product as uncharacterized. NCBI's taxonomy places the organism in Eukaryota, Metazoa, Echinodermata, Echinoidea, Temnopleuroida, Toxopneustidae. The transcript is spliced from 17 exons. Bases 202 to 5490 code for a protein of 1762 amino acids. Gene Ontology annotation, cellular component: nucleus. Gene Ontology annotation, biological process: regulation of DNA-templated transcription; heterochromatin formation. The record is from RefSeq and is a predicted model, not a curated record.